AAUUAAUUAGCUAAUUCUCUACAUAAGAAAUAUGAGAAGACAUGAUAUCAUCAUCAAGCUUCUCCUUCUCAUGUGUCUUCUUCUCAGCAGAUUCGUGACUCGGGAAUGUCAAGAAGUCCAUUUCAAGAUUGGACCUGCAAAGAUCAUCGCAAAACCGAACAACGCAAGAGUGAUGCCAACAUGGGUAAGGAGAUCCAAUUUUGCAUAAACAUAAUAACAAAGAGAGCAUUACUAGCUAUAAGAUAUUUUUUCUGGAAUUAGGGCGAAGAAAAAAAGUGGCAUAAGCACCCCUCGGGACCUAACCCAACAGGAAAUCGUCACCCACCGGUCAAACACUGAGUCGAUAACAGCGUAACUGCUGCAACCAAAAGAAUCUUACAAGACAAUGCAUGAUAUAUCUUUUAAAUGAUGUAAUAAUAAGGAGUGAAGCAGUCUAUGAGAUGGAGAGUACUUAAAAGUUACAGAUCCAAUGUUUGUUUAACAUAUGUACUCUGAUAAACUAUGUCAUUCGAUGAAAUAAUUACAAUGUAAGAGUUGUUAUCAAAACAGAGCAAAACAUCUGAAAAAUAACUAGUUGACUUGUUUAUUC
Arabidopsis thaliana (thale cress) is the source of this 589-nucleotide messenger RNA. Its product is annotated as CLAVATA 3/ESR (CLE)-like protein. The transcript is spliced from 2 exons. Gene Ontology annotation, cellular component: extracellular region. Bases 32 to 208 code for a protein of 58 amino acids. Lineage: Eukaryota; Viridiplantae; Streptophyta; Magnoliopsida; Brassicales; Brassicaceae. The record is from RefSeq and is marked reviewed.